Chlamydomonas reinhardtii is the source of this 2727-nucleotide messenger RNA. RefSeq lists its product as uncharacterized. The transcript is spliced from 10 exons. Gene Ontology annotation, molecular function: calcium/calmodulin-dependent protein kinase activity; calcium-dependent protein serine/threonine kinase activity; calmodulin binding. The record is from RefSeq and is a predicted model, not a curated record. Gene Ontology annotation, biological process: protein autophosphorylation; intracellular signal transduction; peptidyl-serine phosphorylation. Gene Ontology annotation, cellular component: cytoplasm; nucleus. The coding region runs from base 249 to 1763 and encodes 504 amino acids. NCBI's taxonomy places the organism in Eukaryota, Viridiplantae, Chlorophyta, Chlorophyceae, Chlamydomonadales, Chlamydomonadaceae.
CGUCCUGCUGUAGACCCUUUACGCUACGCGACUAUCGAUAGAAGCUUGUCGACGACGUCGUAGUAUUCUUGCGGUGAAGACCCAAACUGGGGUAUGAAAUGAAGAAAUCCAUAGCUUGCCUAGAAAGGUUGUGAGGACAACCUCGUUUUUACUAGAUUUUCCGUGUGCGAGGUUGCCCGCUGAGCGGGCCUCGGGGCGAGCCGCAACAGCAGCAAGUGCAGCCCCAGUAAUAUAGCUUGAGGACAAGCAUGGGUAACCUGUGCUCUUGUGUGGGCGAGGGUCAAACCAACGCUGCAGCGGCGUCAGCGCAAAAUGGACAGGCUGCGCCUGCGAAGCAGGCUGCGCCGAAGAAGGAGCCCGGCCCUAUGGACAUCAUAGAGCAGGCCCUAGCAGAGGCGCAGCGCGAACUGGAUAAGAACAAGGGGCAUGACUUUAACGACAAGUAUAAAGUCAGCAAGCUGGUGGGCCACGGCGCGUUUGCCAAGGUGAUGAUUUGCUCUCAUAAAGACACGCACGAGAAGUUUGCGGUCAAGACGGUGCAAAAGAACCAGGAGGACCCGGGCAAGCAGCGAGAAGGCAUUCUCAAGGAAAUCGCCAUCAUGCGCAUGCUCUGCGACCAUCCGAACACCAUCAAGCUCUAUGAGGUGUUUGAGGACAAAGAGAGCUACCAUCUCAUCCUGGAGCUGUGCAGUGGCGGCGAGCUGUUCGACCAGAUUAUCGCCAAGGGGCACUUCAGCGAAAAGGACGCUUCGGAGAAGAUGCACUGUCUGCUGGACUUCAUUGCGUACGCGCACUCCAAGAACAUCAUCCACAGAGACCUGAAGCCGGAGAAUAUUUUGCUCUCAGACAAAACGCAGCACGCAAUCCUGAAGGUCAUCGACUUCGGCACUAGUGACUUCUGCCUGGACGGGCAGCGGCUCAGUCAAAAGUUCGGGACGCCAUACUACGUGGCGCCAGAGGUGCUCAAGAAGGACUACGACAAGUCCGCGGACAUCUGGAGCGCCGGAGUAAUCAUGUUCAUCCUCUUGUGCGGCUACCCGCCGUUCGGUGGCAAGACAGACGCAAAAAUUCUGCAGCGUGUGCAAGCAGGGCAAUACUCGUUUGACGGCAAGGAGUGGGAGGUGGUGACAGAGGCGGCGAAGGACAUGAUUGCGCACAUGCUGGUGAUGGACAUCGCGAAGCGCGCGACUGCGAAGCAGCUCCUGCAGCACCGCUGGUUCCAGGUGGCCGCCACAGCGCCGGCCGCGGCGCUGGGCGCGCACAUGGUCAAGCGCCUGCGCGCAUUCGCCGGCAUGAGCCGCAUGAAGCGUCUGGCGCUCGUGGUGCUCGCGCGGACGCUUACGGACAACGACGUUAAGCGCCUGCGGGAGCUGUUUGUGGCGAUGGACACCAACAACGAUGGUCGCAUCGACAGCAACGACCUGCACAAGGCGCUGGAGAAGGUGGGCGCCGCCAUCGACGAGAGCGAGAUGCAGGACCUGUUCCACGCUUCGGACAUCGACGGCAGCGGCCAGAUCGAUUACGAGGAGUUCAUUGCGGCCAUGCUCGAUUCGAACCGCGUGGCGCGCCGCAAGGAGGCGGUGCGCAAGUCGUUUGAGGAGCUCGACAAGGACGGCGACGGCUUCAUCACGGCGGAGGACCUGGUGAAGGUGAUGCCGCGCGGCUCAUCCAUUGAGCUUGCGCGCGAGAUGGUGAAUGAGGUGGACAAGAACAACGACGGCCGCGUGGACUACGCGGAGUUUGAGAAGAUGAUGCAAUCAUGAGGAGCUCAAGCUUGGAGGAUGGCGCAGCAGCCGGAGCUGGAGACAGCAAGGGGCCCCGGAUACGGUCGCAGUUUUCUUGUUGGUUUUCGUGGGCGGCUGAAAUCACCGGGCAUGAUAUUGUCAGAAGGGCCAUCUGCUGUAACGUUGCAGAGAGAGGCGCGAGAGCGCUGUCAGUGGACCGACCGAGGGACGCAAAGUACUACAAUGGGGCCAUGAGCCGAGCAAGGGCAUCCCAGCAUGCCAGUGCAAUCUUUGUGGCUCUAGAUGAAGCGCAUACUGAGUAUAAGCAAAUCGGAUGAUGACCGUGGGCGUUUGUGGGAUGGGGUGUUGGGUUGCAGAGCCUGGUUGCGCUGGCACGUCUUUAUGGCCCGCUGACCACAUGCUUGGUGAGCACUUGAGGCACGUGCUUACCUAUUCCGCUGGGCGGUGCUUCCUAUAUGUGCGGAUGUGCGCGCGCUUUUGGUGGAACAUUCACAUCCCUAGUUAGGCGGGGGCAUUUGUAAUACCGCGAGCUGCCGUGUCCGCAACUCCGCACGGCUGAGGAUGCGGCUUAAUUGUUUAUGAAGUCAUGUUCUCGCUCUGCGGUUAACGGUUAGUGUACCGUAUGUAAGCUGAAACUGUGUCGGAGCUAUAGGUGACAAUAGGACGGCCCUUUGCCGGCGGCUGACCAUGAUGGCUCAUCACAAGGGGAAUGUUCGAUAUCUGGCAUGUGCUGUAGUGCUCUGCAAGUUUUGGUAGAUUGGUAAAAGCGAAACAAGUCCUUCGUUGCUGGACCGUGAUGGGGUUCCGUGAAGGAUACACCGCUGAGUACACCCUGUAAUUGCGCCCCUGUCAUGGUCUGACAUAGUAAAGACGUGCUGUCCUUGGCCUUGGCGUGCACGGGCUCUCUAGUCGCUUGGACGACACAAGGGGUGAAGGGGGCGCGAGGCAAUUGGCUCCUGUCACUGUAAGGCGCCGUGCUUGA